AUGGCCCCUAGCUCCAGCUCCAGCUCCAGCUCCUCCAGCUCCUCCCACAGCGUCUCCACCGUCGACAGCAGCUGCCCCGACCUCUCCGCAGCGCUCCACGAGGCCAUCCACACCAACCCACCCAUGUUCUCGUCGCCCGGCUUCGCGGGCAGCUCCCGGCACCCGCGGCAGCAGCACAUCCCGGACUACACCCGCUCGGGGACGGCUGGCACCCCGCCGCCGUACAUUGUGGAUGAGACUGCGCCGCUGAGGCCGCUGGGAGACAGUGACUAUGAAGGCGAGACACGGAGGGGGUGGAGGGAGGUGGUGAGGCCGUGGGUGCAGGCGGUGCUGCUUCUGCUGGCGGGGCUGGCGGCGGCGACGGUGGCGGUGGUUUUUGUAGUGUUUAUUAUCUGUUGCGUUAAGGCUUGGGUGGGGUGA
This is a messenger RNA of Morchella sextelata, 420 nucleotides long. RefSeq lists its product as uncharacterized. The transcript is spliced from 2 exons. NCBI's taxonomy places the organism in Eukaryota, Fungi, Ascomycota, Pezizomycetes, Pezizales, Morchellaceae. Bases 1 to 420 code for a protein of 139 amino acids. The record is from RefSeq and is a predicted model, not a curated record.